Molecule: messenger RNA, 1297 nt
Organism: Paramecium tetraurelia
Lineage: Eukaryota; Ciliophora; Oligohymenophorea; Peniculida; Parameciidae
Exons: 4
Biological process (GO): fatty-acyl-CoA biosynthetic process; fatty acid beta-oxidation using acyl-CoA dehydrogenase
Molecular function (GO): flavin adenine dinucleotide binding; fatty-acyl-CoA binding; glutaryl-CoA dehydrogenase activity
Source: RefSeq, a predicted model, not a curated record
AUGCGUAAAUGCAAUUUAUUAAAAUCAUUGCUCACUAAACCAAUUAAAUCUUUUGCUUCAGAGAAAUUUGUGGCGUUUAAUUUUAAGGACCCCUUGAACUUGGAAAGUUAACUCACAAGUGAGGAAAAACUAAUUCGAGAUUAAGCAUCCAACUAUGCAUAAUCAGAGUUGCAGCCAAGAAUCUAAGAGGCUUAUCGUAAAGAACAUUUCGACCCUCAAAUAUAUAAAGAGAUGGGAAAAUUGGGAUUUUUGGGAUGCACAAUUUCAGAAUAUGACCUUUCUGGGGUUUCCUAUACUGCAUAUGGUUUAAUAAACAAAGAGAUUGAGCGAGUAGAUUCUGGUUAUAGGUCUGCUCUUUCAGUGUAAAGUUCUUUAGUGAUACAUCCAAUAUAUCAGUUUGGAUCAAAGGAACUUAAAGAUAAAUACAUUCCAAAAUUAGCAAGUGGAGAAUUUGUUGGUGCUUUUGGUUUAACUGAACCUGAUCAUGGUUCUGAUCCUGGGUCUAUGAAGUCUCAUGCAAAGAAGAAGGACAAUUAUUACAUAUUGAAUGGUACUAAGAGUUGGAUUACGAAUUCGCCAAUAGCUGAUGUAUUUGUGGUUUGGGCAAAGGAUGAAAAGGGAGACAUAAGAGGAUUUGUAUUAGAGAAGGGAAUGAAAGGUCUGUCUACACCAAAGAUAGAAGGGAAGUUAUCAUUAAGAUCUUCAAUAACAGGGUAGAUUAUUAUGGACAAUGUAAAAGUCCCUUAAGAAAAUAUGUUUACUACAGUGAAAGGAUUGAAAGGUCCAUUUUCCUGUUUGAAUAAUGCAAGAUUUGGAAUUGCAUGGGGAACUUUGGGAGCAGCUGAAUUCUGUUUUCAUCAUACUCGUCAAUAUGCCUUGGAUAGAAAGUAAUUUGAUGCAAAUUUGGCUUCUUUCCAAUUGAUUUAGAAGAAGUUUGCUGAAAUGACUACUGACAUAGCCUUGGCCUAAUAAGCGGUUUUAUAGGUGAGCAGAUUGAAGGAGAAUGAUUAAUUAGCAACAGAACAAGUAUCAUUAAUUAAGAGAAAUUCAUGUGGAAUUGCUUUGAAGAUUGCCAGAGAAUGCAGAGAUAUUUUGGGAGGAAAUGGGAUUAGUGAUGAAUAUCAGGUGAUUAGACAUAUGGUGAAUUUAGAGACAGUGAAUACAUACGAAGGGGCAUCAGAUAUUCAUGCUUUAAUUUUGGGUAGAGGAAUAACAGGAAUCUAAGCUUUUAGUAGAGCAUUGUGAGUAGUCAUAAAUAUAUAUAUAUAUAAAUUCUUUGUUUCACAAUUACAAUAAA